GCUCGUCUCCUCCCCACCACAACAGCAGCCGCAAAGCAGAGCACGGGAGAGAGCAGCAGAGCGCCACCAGCCAGCCACAGCCAGCCGUCCGAUCCUUUUGCUUGCCUGCCCAAGCAGCAGAAAGGCCAGCAGCUGGUCCGAUGGCUCUCGUCGCUCUCUCCUCCGCGCGCGCCGUGCUCGCGUCGCUGGCACCCAGGGCAGCCAGCAUCAGGGGCUACGCGGCGUCGGCGGCGUCCGGGGCCAUGAGGCGCGCGGCGGCCGCGGCGGAGGGCGCGGCUGGUGCGGGCGAGGCCAGGGAGGCCGGCGGGCGCGCCGCUGCCAGCUCCGAGAUCUCGUGGGUGCCCGACCCCGUCACGGGCCACUACCGCCCCGCCAACUGGGCCGCCGCCGUCGACCCCGCCGACCUCCGCGCCGCGCACCUCGCCCGCUCCUACGCCCGGGCCUGAACGGCCCCCGCCUCCCUGACCCCCCCGCUCCGCCGCCUCGUCUCGUAUGACGUACCGUAUGUAUACCUACCAGUACCAGGGUGGGAAGAGGUGCAGGGGGGUGUCAGGGUUCGUCGUCUGGCGAACGGCGUCGUCGCGCCGCGCGCGCUCUGUGACGCCCGGCAUGGUCGUGGAGAGCAGCAGGGUGGUCUUUCUCUCGGUUGGUCGCUGUGCGAUGUGUUGUGAUUGUGAAGCUGGAUCCUCUGGGGUCGGACGACCGACGGGAGAUUGCCAUUACAAACAAGGAGAUAGAGCGGCCUGUGGUCGCCGCCGUGUGUUUGGGUGUGUGGGCUGGAUGCUCUGCUCUGCUCUAGUGAGAUUCAGAUCAGAUGUACUUCCUCCAAGGAGCAGGGUUCUGCACUCUUGCUGCUGUUUUACGUUCGUUUUGUACUCGCUACAGAGCUAUUAUCACGUAAUAAAGUUGCAGUUUCUUCCAAUUCCUA
Messenger RNA from Sorghum bicolor (sorghum), 928 nucleotides. Its product is annotated as protein SENESCENCE-ASSOCIATED GENE 21, mitochondrial. The record is from RefSeq and is a predicted model, not a curated record. Gene Ontology annotation, cellular component: mitochondrion. NCBI's taxonomy places the organism in Eukaryota, Viridiplantae, Streptophyta, Magnoliopsida, Poales, Poaceae. Gene Ontology annotation, biological process: response to stress. The transcript has a single exon. Bases 141 to 446 code for a protein of 101 amino acids.